This is a messenger RNA of Rhagoletis pomonella (apple maggot), 1309 nucleotides long. Its product is annotated as putative nuclease HARBI1. Lineage: Eukaryota; Metazoa; Arthropoda; Insecta; Diptera; Tephritidae. The transcript is spliced from 3 exons. The record is from RefSeq and is a predicted model, not a curated record. Bases 121 to 1299 code for a protein of 392 amino acids.
ACUGAAUUAUUUGACAGUUCAUAAAGUAAACAAAACAAUAUUUUAUGUGUAUACAUACAAGGAGAAUAUUUUGCAAUUAGUUACAGAAAAUUGAGAAGAAUUUAUAAUAAAAACGCAAAAAUGGACAACGAGCGACUAGAUUUGAUUUCCCAAUUCCUACAAAAUGAGGAAGAGCUCAUGAGCGGGAAUGCUGGUGUAUUGGCGAUGUUAAACAGCUUGCCUUCGAGCUCCAGCUCGGAAUCUUCCUCAAGCUCUGAUGAAUCGGAACGGGAAGAAUGGAGCAAAUGUGAGAACUUUUGUGAAGUCAUUGAAGGUUACAACGAAAGUGAAUUCAAAGCCCACAUGAGACUACGGCGUUCAACUGUAGAGUUUUUAAUCGAGAAAUAUGCAAGCAGUGCCGAGCCUAGAAUGAACUAUGGUGGAAGAGAAAGUGUUCCACCAAAGAAAAAGGUGUUUAUUUAUAUAUGGUAUAUAAGCAAUACCGUCACAUUUCGACAGCUUGCAAAUUUGUUUGGAGUGUCUUCGUCAACCGCUUGGGCUGUUGUUAAAAGUGUGUCAGGUUGGCUUAUAACAAUUGGCCACGAAUAUAUAAAGUGGCCGCAAGGUACUGCAGCAGAGGAUGCAAAAAGAAAAUUUGAGGCAAAGAGUGGUUUGCCGGGAGUAAUCGGUGCCAUAGACUGUACUCACAUUCGUAAUAAAGCUCCAGAAGAAAAUAAAGAAAAUUACUUCGAUAGAAAGCACACUUAUAGCCUAGUUCUUCAGGCAGUAGUGGAUGCGGAUAAAAGAUUCACCGAUGUAACUUGUGGUGAGCCUGGUUCACUUCAUGACAGUAGAGUUCUUCGUAGGUCAAGUCUUUUUGCUACAGCGCAGUCUGAACCUGAAAGUUUAUUUCCGAAUGACUCAUUCAUUUUGGGUGAUUCGGCUUACCCCGCUACAAGUUGGUUGGUACCUCCAUUUAAGGACUACGGCAAUUUGAGUGAAUCGCAAAGAAACUUCAACAAAUUACACUCUUCUACUCGAAUAGUUGUGGAAAACGCUUUCGGCUUAUUAAAAACUCGCUUUAGAAGGUUACUACAUUUUACUGAGCAAACUAAUUUAUGUUUUGUUGUCAAUAUAAUUGUUAGUGCGUGUAUUCUACACAAUAUAUGUUUAAUAUUUGAUGAUUUAAAUAUUGGAUUUGUUCAGAACGAAAUGUCGGAAUACAAUUUGCAAGAUGAACCUAUUGAAGACAAUUACCAUGCAAAUGGGAAUAGACGAGAUUUAUUGUUCGAAUAUUUGCAGGAGCAUAAUUUGAUUUAAGAAAAAAUAC